AUCAGAUCAUGAGAUUAUCGUGCUGAUUUCAGAUUGGCCGUUCAUGUCACGGACGUAACGUGUGAGCUGAACGGUUGGUAACGGAACAGGCUUUGGCGCACGCACACGGCGUAAGGGAUGGAGAGCAAGAAGAGAAAGGGAAUUUUGGAGCGCCUGAAUGCUGGAGAGGUGGUUGUGGGUGACGGAGGUUACGUACUGCAGCUGGAGCGGCGUGGCUAUGUGAAGGCGGGGCAUUGGACACCCGAGGCUGCUGUUGAACAUCCUGAAGCAGUGCGGCAGCUGCACAGGGAGUUUCUGAGAGCAGGAGCCAGUGUGAUUCAGACAUUCACCUUCUACUGCAGUGAGGAUAAGCUGGAGAUCAGUGGCAAUGUCACCGACAUCACGGGGGCCCAGAUCAAUGAAGCAGCCUGUGAUCUGGCCAGGGAGGUCGCCAAUGAGGGCAAUGCAUUGGUCGCUGGGUGUGUGUCUAAGACUCCAUGUUAUGUGACGACUCACAGCGAGAAGGAGGUCAAAGCGAUCUUUAAGAAACAGAUGGAUGACUUCCUCAAGAAGGACAUCAACUUCUUUAUAGUGGAGUUUGUUGACCACGUGGAAGAGGCAGUGUGGGCAGUGGAGGUGCUGAAGACCAGCGGCAAACCAGUGGGUGCAACUCUGUGCAUCUCACCUCAUGGAGACAUGCAGGGAGUCCCGCCUGGAGAGUGUGCUGUCAGGCUGGUCAAAGCUGGAGCUGACAUUGUUGGAGUGAACUGCCACCUGGACCCUCUGACGUGUGUGCGCACAGUGAAGUUGAUGAAAGAGGGGUUAGAGAAAGCUGGUCUCAAAGCCCACCUCAUGGUCCAGCCGCUGGGCUUUCACACACCUGAGUGCAACAUAGGCGGAUACACCAGCCUUCCCGAGUACCCCUUCGCCCUGGAGACCAGAGCGAUGACCCGCUGGGACAUCCAUAAAUACGCCAGAGAGGCUUACAAUGUUGGAAUUCGUUACAUUGGUGGCUGCUGUGGAUUUGAGCCCUACCAUAUCCGAGCUAUAGCAGAGGAGCUGGCUGCAGAGAGAGGAUUCCUCCCACCAGCUUCAGAGAAGCACGGACUCUGGGGAGCUGCUCUGGAGAUGCACACCAAACCCUGGGUCAGAGCCAAGGCUUGUCGAGAGUACUGGGAGAACCUUUUGCCUGCUUCUGGACGUCCCAAAUGCCCUUCGAUGUCCACACCAGGCGAUAAUUAUGAAAAAGAGCUGGAAUUUAACAAGCAAACCUAAUCUCAUGCACACACCAUACAGUUUGGUGAAUCCUCUAUACGUCCAAUCAGUCCAAUCAGAUUAUCCACUUUGUGAAGGGUUGUGUUAACCAGAUAUUUGUUCAAAAACACAUCUCAUUAUGUCCACUGUUUUAUUGUCCAUUAUGUCUGUCCACUCUGCUCAGCCGCAUCACCGAAUCAGCUGCUUGCCUUUCUUUUUUCUGUGUUGGUUUGACCCACCCCUGAACCUAAUAACUAAAUUAUACAUAACAACAGUUAGAUUUUACUGGUUAAUACAGUUCUCAAUUAAUCAUUUUCAUUGACUCAUCAUAUUUGUUGAUUGAUUUGUGUAAUCUGCUGAUAAAUAAUUUAAUAAAAAAGAAAUGAAA
This is a messenger RNA of Scatophagus argus, 1621 nucleotides long. Its product is annotated as betaine--homocysteine S-methyltransferase 1-like. The transcript is spliced from 8 exons. The record is from RefSeq and is a predicted model, not a curated record. Bases 118 to 1254 code for a protein of 378 amino acids. Gene Ontology annotation, molecular function: zinc ion binding; betaine-homocysteine S-methyltransferase activity. NCBI's taxonomy places the organism in Eukaryota, Metazoa, Chordata, Actinopteri, Scatophagidae.